This is a messenger RNA of Hyaena hyaena (striped hyena), 903 nucleotides long. It is a transcript of the gene FFAR1, whose product is annotated as free fatty acid receptor 1. The record is from RefSeq and is a predicted model, not a curated record. Lineage: Eukaryota; Metazoa; Chordata; Mammalia; Carnivora; Hyaenidae. The transcript has a single exon. Gene Ontology annotation, cellular component: plasma membrane. Gene Ontology annotation, biological process: positive regulation of cytosolic calcium ion concentration; positive regulation of insulin secretion; response to fatty acid. The coding region runs from base 1 to 903 and encodes 300 amino acids. Gene Ontology annotation, molecular function: bioactive lipid receptor activity.
AUGGACCUGCCUCCGCAGCUCUCCUUCGGCCUCUACGUGGCCGCCUUUGCGCUGGGCUUCCCACUCAACGUCCUGGCCAUUGGGGGCGCCGUGUCGCAUGCCCGCCUCCGCCUCACCCCCAGCCUCGUCUAUGCCCUCCACCUGGGCUGCUCUGACCUCCUGCUGGCAGCCUCUCUGCCCCUGAAGGCGGUGGAGGCCCUGGCCUUGGGCGCUUGGCCUCUGCCGGCCCCGCUCUGUCCAGCCUUUGCCCUGGCCCACUUUGCUCCACUCUAUGCCAGCGGGGGCUUCCUGGCUGCCCUGAGCGUCGGCCGCUACCUGGGGGCUGCCUUCCCCUUGGGCUACCAAGCUGCCCGGAGGCCGCGGUACUCCUGGGCUGUGUGUGCGGCCAUAUGGGCCCUUGUCCUCUGUUACCUGGGGGUGGUCUUUGGGUUGGAGGCUCCAGGAGGCUGGAUGGACAAUACCAACAAUUCCCUGGGCAUCAACACACCAGUCAACGGCUCUCCAGUCUGCCUGGAGGCCUGGGACCCGGCCUCAGCGGGCCCUGCUCGCCUCGGCUUUUCUCUCCUGCUCUUCUUCCUCCCCCUGACCAUUACAGCCUUCUGCUACGUGGGCUGCCUCCGGGCACUGGCCCGGUCGGGCCUGAGCCACAGACGGAAGCUAAGGGCAGCCUGGGUGGCCGGCGGGGCUCUGCUCACACUGCUGCUCUGCUUAGGCCCUUACAACGCCUCCAAUGUGGCUGGCUUCCUGCACCCCGACAUGGGGGGCUGUUGGCGGAAACUGGGGCUCAUCACAGGGGCUUGGAGCGUGGUGCUCAACCCGUUGGUGACCGGCUACUUGGGAGGGGGUACUGGCCGGGUGACAAGUGUGGCAAGAACGAAGGGAGGGACAUCCCAGAAGCAGUAG